This is a messenger RNA of Microthlaspi erraticum, 1227 nucleotides long. The record is from the annotation of a GenBank genome assembly. Lineage: Eukaryota; Viridiplantae; Streptophyta; Magnoliopsida; Brassicales; Brassicaceae.
AUGCCGGAGAAGACGAUUAUUACAUCGGAGACUUCAAAUUCGUCUCCGUUAAACCCUUCUUCUUCGCGGAUUAUCUGCCAUGUGUGUAACAAGCAGUUCUCUCAGUACACUUGUCCACGCUGCAACUUCCGUUACUGCUCUCUCCCUUGUUACAAAUCUCACAGCGUCCAGUGUACUGAAUCGUUCAUGAGAGAGAAUGUCGUUAAUGAGCUGCAGCAAGUUCGAUCCGACGAUCAAACCAAAACGAAGAUGCUCGAAAUUCUGAAACGGUUUCACUCUGAGGAGGAAGAAGAAGAUUGGGGAAUUGAUAGCAUGGAUGAUGAAGGUUCGGGUUUGACUCUACCAGAGGAGAUCAUCCAGAAGAUUCUCACCGGAGAUGAAGUCAAUCUCGAUGAUCUGAGCUUAGAAGAGAGAAUUGGCUUCCAAAGAGCCUUAGCGUCUGGAGAACUUAGCAAAUUGAUUGAGCCAUGGAAGCCUUGGUGGUUGCGACCUUCUGCGCGAACAAUAUCUCUCGGAAUCGGAGGUACACAACUCGUCCAAUGCGUUGCAGAAGAAGAAGAAGAGGAAGAGGAAGCUAAAAUGGUGAGCGAAAUCCCUAGAGGGCCUGAGACUCCUCUGAUGUCACUAAGCAAGCUUAGCUCAACGAAUCCAUCUCCUCUCUUACCACUCCAUUUGCUUGACAUUGUAUACAGUUACUGCUUCACGCUCCGUAUCUACAACGGAGAGUGGGAAUCUGAUUCUUUAGGCUCAGCGACGAUGGCACUGACUGUUUCGUCAGUAUUGGGUCAGACUUCACAACCUGAGACCAUCAAGGAAGUGAUGUCCUUUUGUUUGGAGCAGACGUGCUCUUCAGCUUAUAAAAACCUCGGCGGUGGACUGAAAUUCGGAUUGAAUCUGGUCGACGAUGUGGUUCAUUUGCUUUCUCUCGGCAACGCAGCUCUCGUAUGCCUGCUCUGUGAUCUCCAAAGGUUGAUUCAAUGUGCGAUACAGGAAGGUAAAUCAGCUGGGCGUGAUCUGAAGAAGAGACUAAAGUUUGCAGAGAGAAAAGUGUUCUUCAUGAUGUGUUGGGUCAAUGAGCAGACUCCGGAAGUGUGGUCAGCUCUGGAAUCAUCGGUGAUGGCAGAGAAGAACUCAAUGGUUGAGCUCAACGAUCACAAAGGGUUUCAAGACGUGAAGAAGAAGAGUCUUACCAGAAAAGGCGGUGUUGUGAUUGAGGAGAUAGAAUGA